This is a messenger RNA of Didymodactylos carnosus, 525 nucleotides long. Lineage: Eukaryota; Metazoa; Rotifera; Eurotatoria; Philodinida; Philodinidae. The record is from the annotation of a GenBank genome assembly.
AUGGCACAUGUUCACGUACUCGACCAAAAUUCCUAUUCAUUAAGUAUGUCACUUGUUAAUGCUAAGAGUAAUAAUAAUUUGAAAACAAAGUUACAAGCAUUGGUCACAGCGAAAGAUCCAACGAUUUCAUUCAUUGAACCGGCUAUCAGUCGUAGUGAUUGUUGGACAUCAUUUUCUCAAAUACAAUUAUCGAAAAUUUCCCAGGACUACGUUGUUUGUUUAUCCAGUGGAACUGUUUUGAAAUGGAUUAGUGAAAACGGCACGAAAGUAAUGAAAAAUCACAGUUGUCCGAAAAAAAAUGGUAUAAGGAGUAUCACACUAAAAGGACGUCAACGUACGACCUCAUCUUAUUGUGAAGCACAACCAAAUGAUUAUGCAGCAAUUAAACACCAACUAACAGAAGCGUGUAUCGAAUAUUGUGUUGUUGAUAGCCGUUCAUUUGAAUCUGUAUCUGAUGACGGUUUUAUCAGCUUAGCCAAACAGUUAAUGGAUGCUGGAGCAAUAGUCGCUCGGCUGUACCAGUAA